AUGCGAAUUCGUCGAAGUGUCGUCCCCCCUAUCCAAGAUACCUCUAUAGAGGAAGCGAUAAUCAGGGUGGCGGUAUUUGUGUGUGAACCACCGCUUCAUCGCAUAGUCCUCAAUAACCCCCCUCCGUCCCUUGCUCAAUUGGUGCACACCGUUCUUUCUGAGAAUUAUCCCGAAAUUCCUGUUAUUGCGGCUUCAGCCUCAGACGUCUCCCAGGCACUAGCCAAAUAUCAGUACCUGAAAUCAUGCCUUCAGGGCAAAUCAAGGCGGCUGGCCUCUGGAUUCAUCAUUCCUCUGCCUAUCUGCAUUGCCUCCCCCGCAAGUGUUGCCAUGCCCCUGGGAGAUCGACCUGGUCUUGUUGCAUGUCCCAAAGAAAGGAUCUUCACCAGUUCAGUUGACAAUCAGGCUACUGCCACAGUGCGACUCUUGUUGGGCGACAACCCUCUCGCAAAGGAUAAUCUUAAACGGGGUGUCGUUAUUUUGGAAGGAUUGAAACCAAUGCCAAAAGGUGUUGCUCUCAUCAAAGUCUCCGUAGAUAUGCCCACCCUAGAUGGGUUUCUCGACAUGAUAACGAUGAUGGUGGAGCAACUGGCAGACGAUGAAGAAACAGCCCCUCCAUUGGUGAGCAAGAUGUUCAUUUUCCCACAUUUCUUUCGUGAGGUCGGGAUGGUGGAGGAGAGGUACUCGUAUGACCCAGAACUUGAACAUGAGUACGAUGAGGCCCAGCCAGAACUUCCACCCUGA
This is a messenger RNA of Laccaria bicolor S238N-H82, 741 nucleotides long. RefSeq lists its product as uncharacterized. The coding region runs from base 1 to 741 and encodes 246 amino acids. Gene Ontology annotation, molecular function: ATP-dependent protein folding chaperone; ATP binding. The record is from RefSeq and is a predicted model, not a curated record. The transcript has a single exon. NCBI's taxonomy places the organism in Eukaryota, Fungi, Basidiomycota, Agaricomycetes, Agaricales, Hydnangiaceae.